Erythranthe guttata (spotted monkey flower) is the source of this 3114-nucleotide messenger RNA. RefSeq names its product putative glucan 1,3-alpha-glucosidase. Gene Ontology annotation, molecular function: carbohydrate binding; alpha-glucosidase activity. Lineage: Eukaryota; Viridiplantae; Streptophyta; Magnoliopsida; Lamiales; Phrymaceae. The record is from RefSeq and is a predicted model, not a curated record. Gene Ontology annotation, biological process: carbohydrate metabolic process; N-glycan processing.
AAGGACUAGAACGAAAAUAAACAUAAUUCUCAGUCUCACCUCUCUCAUAUUUUUUUUUUCUCACUCUCCACUUCCCUAGGAAAUCUGCAUACAAAUUCUUGAACCCAUUAACCAUUUCCGCCGAUUCCAUGAUUUUCCGACACAGUAACCACUAAUUCAAGAAAAAUCCUUACUCGACAUGGGAAAACUUCCGUGCGCACUUCUCUUCUUCCUCCUCUUCACAAACCCCGCAUUCUCUUGGAAAAAGGAGGAGUUCCGGAACUGCGAUCAGACCCCAUUCUGCAAACGCGCCCGAUCCCGACAACCCGGCGCGUGCCCGUUAACCGCCACCGAUGUCUCCAUCUCUGGCGGCGAUCUCGUCGCUAAACUCGUCGCCAAAGAAACCAAUCAAGAAACCCCCACGAAGCCACUUGUUCUCAAGAUAUCCGCCUAUCAAGAUGGGGUAAUGAGGCUCAAGAUCGACGAGGACCCAGAUUUAAACCCUAGGAAGAAACGAUUUGAGGUACCCGAUGUAAUCGUACCAGAAUUUUCCGACAAGAAGCUAUGGCUGCAGAGCUUGAAAGAAGAAGAAGAAGAAAAUUCAGGUUUAAUUUCGGUCGUAUAUUUAUCAGAUGGGUACGAAGGUGUAAUUAGGCACGACCCUUUUGAGGUUUUUGUUAGGGAGAGGGGUGAAAAUGGUAAAAAGGUGCUGUCUUUAAACUCGAACGGCUUGUUCGAUUUCGAACAGAUUAAGGAUAAAAAAGACGAAAACGAGGAUUGGGAAGAGAAAUUCCGAACACACACCGACUCUAGGCCGUACGGGCCGCAGAGCAUCAGCUUCGAUGUGUCGUUUUACGGGGCUGAUUUCGUGUACGGCAUUCCCGAACAUGCCACUAGUUUGGCCCUAAAGCCGACAAGUGGGUCCGGAGUGGAAGCUUCCGAGCCCUAUAGGCUUUUCAAUCUCGAUGUGUUCGAGUACAUUCACGAUUCGCCUUUCGGUUUAUACGGGUCGAUCCCUUUCAUGAUUUCGCAUGGGAAAUCGCGCGGAAGUUCCGGUUUUUUCUGGCUCAAUGCUGCCGAAAUGCAGAUAGACGUUUUCAACGGUAACAAUUCGAACGAAUUCUUGAAGUUGCCUUCCGAUCAGAAGAGGAUCGAUACAUUGUGGAUGAGCGAAGCUGGUGUGGUGGAUGCGUUCUUUUUCGUGGGUCCCGCUCCGAAGGAUGUUGUAAGACAGUACACGAGUGUGACGGGCCCCACCGCUUUGCCGCAGCUGUUUUCCAUUGCUUACCAUCAAUGCAGGUGGAAUUAUAGAGACGAGGAGGAUGUAUAUAAUGUCGACUCGAAAUUCGACGAGCAUGAUAUUCCUUACGAUGUUUUGUGGCUCGAUAUCGAGCAUACGGAUGGGAAGAAGUAUUUCACGUGGGAUAAGAUGCUGUUUCCAAACCCUGAGGAGAUGCAGAAUAAGUUGGCUGCGAAGGGGAGGCGUAUGGUAACUAUUGUGGACCCUCAUAUUAAACGGGACGAUUCGUAUUUUAUCCAUGAGGAGGCUUCGAAGAAGGGCUAUUAUGUGAAGGAUAAAACUGGGAAUGAUUUCGAUGGGUGGUGUUGGCCUGGUUCCUCGUCGUAUUUGGAUAUGGUUGAUCCGAAGAUUAGGUCUUGGUGGGGUGAGAAAUUCUCGUGCAAGAAUUACGUGGGGUCCACUCCGUCUUUGUAUAUCUGGAACGACAUGAACGAACCUUCCGUGUUCAACGGGCCCGAGGUUACGAUGCCGAGAGAUGCGUUACACUACGGAGAUGUAGAGCACAGAGAGUUGCAUAACGCGUACGGCUACUAUUUCCACAUGGCUACAGCUGAGGGGCUUGCUAAACGAGGGAAAGGACAAGAUCGUCCUUUUGUUUUGUCGAGAGCAUUUUUCCCAGGAAGUCAAAGAUACGGAGCCGUUUGGACGGGAGACAACACUGCCGAAUGGGAACACUUGCGUGUUUCCGUUCCCAUGAUUCUCACACUUGGUCUUACGGGAAUGUCCUUUUCUGGGGCUGAUGUUGGGGGUUUCUUCGGUAAUCCCGAUACGGAGUUGUUGAUUCGAUGGUAUCAGUUGGGUGCCUUUUAUCCCUUCUUUAGAGGUCAUGCUCACCACGACACCAAAAGACGUGAGCCUUGGUUAUUCGGAGAACGAAAUACGGAGCUCAUGAGGGAAGCAAUACACGUACGGUACAUGUUACUCCCGUAUUUCUACACAUUAUUCAGAGAGGCGAAUUCCAGUGGGACCCCCGUUGCACGUCCACUCUGGAUGGAAUUUCCGUCCGAUGAAAAGACAUUUAGCAACGACGAGGCGUUUAUGGUCGGAAACAGUCUUUUGGUACAAGGAAUAUACACCCAGGGAGCUAAACACGCGGAGGUGUAUCUACCUGGGGAUCAGCCUUGGUACGACUUUAAAAACGGGAAUUCUUACAAGGGUGGAGAAACGUAUAAGCUCGAUGUUUUAGAAGACAGUGUGCCUUCUUUCAUACGGGGUGGUACUAUACCUAGAAAGGACAGAUUUCGACGUAGCUCUACUCAAAUGGCAAAUGAUCCUUACACUCUGGUUAUAGCUCUAAAUCAAUCCAUGUCAGCAGAAGGAGAGCUAUACAUAGACGACGGUAAAAGCUUCGAAUUCCAGAAAGGCGCGUACAUACACCGCCAUUUCACAUUCUCAAACGGAAAGCUCACUUCCUCGAAUAUGAGGCCUGACGAUACGACAGCUGGCAACGGCAAAUUUGAAACGGAGUCCACUGUGGAGAGAAUAAUACUGUUGGGCUUAUCCAAUGCACCUAAAUACGCCGUUAUUGGACCGGCCAAUCAGAAGGUAGAGAUUGAGAUGGGCCCACUCCUGCUUCGGGGAGGAAGAGGCCUGUCGGUCCCGACUAUUCGCAAGCCUGAUGUAAGGAUUGGUGAUGACUGGACCAUUAAACUUUUGUGAGAAUCUUCUUGAAGGAAGGAAUAUUCCUUUUUCUAGAAUUUUUGAACUCGAGUCACUCUGGACAACAAUUUUUAAUACAGAAGAAUAUUUUGGACCUUUUUUUUGGUUAAUUUUUAGUAUUUAUAGGUUAAAUUCUUCAGUUGGAUUGCAGUUCUUGGUAUUGACAAUUCUUUUCU